Messenger RNA from Aspergillus ochraceoroseus IBT 24754, 2971 nucleotides. RefSeq names its product phosphatidylinositol 3-kinase VPS34. Gene Ontology annotation, molecular function: 1-phosphatidylinositol-3-kinase activity. The record is from RefSeq and is a predicted model, not a curated record. Gene Ontology annotation, biological process: phosphatidylinositol-mediated signaling; endocytosis; phosphatidylinositol-3-phosphate biosynthetic process. Gene Ontology annotation, cellular component: peroxisome; cytoplasm; phosphatidylinositol 3-kinase complex, class III, type II. The transcript has 2 exons. The coding region runs from base 101 to 2800 and encodes 899 amino acids. Lineage: Eukaryota; Fungi; Ascomycota; Eurotiomycetes; Eurotiales; Aspergillaceae.
GUUUGAACAGAGCUCCUCAUCAGUUAGGUACUGUCACGACUCUAGCUGAGCCUCAGCCAUGCGAUAAGGAGGGCUGGGACUGUGAUUCCCCUAGUUGAGGAUGGAGGCCUUUACAUUUGCGGUUUCCACCCAAGUGGAUUUCCCACUUUACAUCAAGAUUGGCUCCCUAGAAGGAAAGCAGAAGCAGAUACCAUUUUCCGUCCUUUUAAAGCAACCGGAAUUGCGACAUAUCGGGUCCGCACAGAAUCCGCUUUCUGAUUUGUUCGUCACCGUGCAACUAUGGUCGGAAUCCAAGCCCCUCGGAGUACCCUUACAAACCUCAUACAAAGCAUUCAAGACAAGUCGGUCCUGGAAUGAAUGGCUCCAACUGCCUAUAGCUAUCAAGGACGCGCCCUUUAAAUGUCAGCUGGCAAUUACAAUUUGGGAUUUGUCACCGUUUGGUGGCCCGGGAGCGGAUGGCCAUGAUAUCCCGUUUGGCGGAACAACUAUAUCACUGUUUGAUGUAGAUGGCAAGUUGAAGACGGGUAGGCAAAAAUGCAAAGUGUAUCGUCAUAAAGCUGCAGAUGGGUUUUCGUCGACGACAACGCCUUCCAGCCCACCCCAAAGACGUCGAAAAAGCAACAUUCCCGACCCACUGGGUCCUUCCUUGGAAGAAAUGGAACUAGAACGUGUUGAAGUUCUCAUUAAAAAACAUGAGAUGGGUGAGAUCCCUCGAAUUGACUGGAUGGAUCAAAUGGUUUUCCGUCAAUUAGAAAAGUUGAAGCUUAAUGCUGAGGAGGCCGCAAGGAAGCGCGCUAUACUCUUGAAAGCUAACAAGGAGAAAUACACCAAUGGCGACGAUACCGAUCUCAAAGAGGAAGAAAUUGACGAUGAGAAUUUCAUCCUAUACGUUGACUUCCCUCGAUUUGACCAUCCCAUCGUAUGGUCGGAUCAUGAAUACCCAGCACCUCCAAUCUCCUCAUAUCCCCAAAAUACGCCUGGGAACCCAAACUCUGCACUCAAACCUCUUCCAGAGGUCCGCUUUGGUCCAGGGAUUGAAGGGGUCGAUGUUGAAGGCGUGAUUAGAAUUUACGACCCCGAGGUCGGUCAAGCGGGCAACCCUUGCGAAGAUAAACAUCGAAGGCUUAUUCGUAGCCACCGGACGGGCAUCAUGGAUCGGGAUCUCAAACCAAACCCCAAGAUUCGCGACGAUCUCAACGUGAUAAUAUCAUAUGAACCCACACAAGACCUCACCGCUGAAGAAAAAGAUCUUGUCUGGCGGUUCAGGUACUAUCUAACCCGAGAGAAGAGAGCGCUCACGAAGUUUGUCAAGUCAGUCAAUUGGAGGGACGUGGGUGAAGCCCAUCAAGCUGUCGAGAUACUCCCAAAAUGGACUGAAAUCGAUGUCGAUGAUGCUUUAGAGCUUCUUGGUCCAACCUUCGACAACGCCGCCGUUCGCUCAUAUGCUGUUGAACGCCUCCGCAAGGCCGAUGAUGAUGAGCUGCUCCUGUAUCUUUUGCAACUCGUGCAGGCGUUAAAAUAUGAAGAUAACACAGAUGGAAACGCAGAUAGUGCUGCCCAUGACUCCUCUCUUGCUAACUUUCUCAUUGCCCGUGCAGCCAACAACUUCAAACUAGGUAGCUAUCUGCAUUGGUACUUGAUGGUUGAGUGCGACGAUGCGGGGCCCGGUACACUCUCCUCUCAUCGCAGACUAUUUGCGCGGGUGGAAUACUACUUCAUGACAGAGUUGGAGCAAAUACACCCGGACUACAGGAAGACGCUGCUUCGCCAGGGUGAACUGAUCGCGGUUCUUGCGAAGAUCUCCAAGGACAUUCGUUUCGCUCGAGAGAACCGCGUCCUAAAGAUUGAAAAGCUGAAAAGGUACCUCAAAGAUCCUAAAAAUGAACUUCUGCAGAUCGACCCUCCGCUCCCACUUCCUUUGGACCCUGAUGUCUUAGUCACGGGGUGCUACCCUGAAGAAUCCAACGUCUUCAAAUCCUCACUGUCCCCCCUACUUAUCACCUUCAAAACUUCUGAGGGACGCAAGUACCCAAUCCUAUUUAAAGUUGGCGAUGACCUUCGCCAAGACCAGCUUGUUAUCCAGAUCAUCAUUUUGAUGGAUCGUCUCCUCCAGAAAGAGAAUUUGGAUCUCAAGCUCACCCCAUAUCGCAUUCUAGCCACCAAUGCUACUGCGGGUGCUGUUCAGUUCAUUCCAUCAACCUCGCUUUCGGCGGUUUCAGCUAAAUAUAAAACUGUCCUGGCAUAUCUCAAGGCCAAUAACCCCGAUGACAGUGAGCCACUUGGCAUCCGGAAGGAGACAAUGGAUACCUAUAUCAAGUCUUGUGCUGGCUAUUGCGUGAUCACAUACCUUCUUGGUGUAGGCGACAGGCAUCUAGAGAACCUUCUCCUGGCCCCAGAUGGCCACUUCUUCCAUGCAGACUUUGGCUUCAUUCUUGGUCGGGAUCCGAAGCCGUUUGCUCCCAUGAUGAAACUGUGCAAGGAAAUGGUCGAAGGCAUGGGCGGAACCACCUCUCCGCUUUAUUUACAAUUCAAGCAAUACUGCUUUACCGCUUACACCACUCUACGCAAAUCCGCAAAUCUCAUCCUCAACCUGUUCAGUCUGAUGGUCGAUGCCAACAUUCCUGAUAUUCGGGUAGAGCCGGACAAAGCAGUUCUAAAAGUCAAGGAAAGGUUCCAUCUUGAAAUGACCGAAGAGGAAGCCAUACGACACUUCGAGCAGCUUAUCGGUGACAGUGCCAACGCCAUAUUUGGCGUGGUCAUUGACCGUCUCCACGACUUCGUACAAGGAUGGAGAGCUUAAAUUACGGAGUAUGCUCGUCGUAUGCCAGUCUGUCCUUUUUGCUUUUGUUUCCAUAUAGUAGGAAACGGACCAGGCCGCAAUGAGCCAUCUCAGCACGAAUGGAACGAUACCCUUUUCUGUAUUAGUAUAACAGAUAUAUAGAUCUAUGAAUAGAACGGUUUUUACACUUUC